Mycotypha africana is the source of this 561-nucleotide messenger RNA. RefSeq names its product glycolipid transfer protein domain-containing protein. Gene Ontology annotation, biological process: ceramide transport; intermembrane lipid transfer. The coding region runs from base 1 to 561 and encodes 186 amino acids. The record is from RefSeq and is a predicted model, not a curated record. The transcript is spliced from 5 exons. Gene Ontology annotation, molecular function: ceramide 1-phosphate binding; ceramide 1-phosphate transfer activity. Lineage: Eukaryota; Fungi; Mucoromycota; Mucoromycetes; Mucorales; Mycotyphaceae. Gene Ontology annotation, cellular component: cytoplasm; cytosol; membrane.
AUGACCUUGACAUACUUUGAUGCACUUCCUCGCUCUUACGUUGAUGUUGAUACAUCAAAGGGUGUUGAUACGCAACAAUUCUUAGAGGCUACCGAAGGUGUCGUCAAACUGUUCGACUUACUAGGGUCAACCGCUUUUGCAGCCGUCCAAAAAGAUAUGAAUGGCAAUAUUAAGAAAAUUAGAGAUCGCCUUUUAGCUAACCCUGCCGCUAAUGCCAAUUUGCAAGAUUUAUUGGCAAACGAGAGCUCAGAGAAAAAGAGAGUUGCUACAGAGGGAUUAUUAUGGUUAACAAGUCUUAACAAUACUUCAGAAGAAUUGAAUGUCUCAUUCACGAAGGCUUACGAGGAAACACUAAAAAAGCAUCACAACAUGUUUGUUCGUCCAGUUUUCGCCCUUGCCAUGAAGGCCUGCCCAUACCGACAAGCCUUCUACGAAAAACUUGGCGUUGUAACUGAAGCUGCUAGAGAACAAAUGGAAACUUGGCUCAAAGCUCUUGAAAGCAUCAUUACUAUCAUCCAAAAGGUUUUUGAAGAAAACCCUGCCUACAUUAAGGGUAUGUGA